Didymodactylos carnosus is the source of this 2965-nucleotide messenger RNA. NCBI's taxonomy places the organism in Eukaryota, Metazoa, Rotifera, Eurotatoria, Philodinida, Philodinidae. The record is from the annotation of a GenBank genome assembly.
AGCAAAGACUUUUUUACUUACAGUUUACUGAUCAGUGAUCUGAUCAGGGAAACUGGACAUUCUCUAGGGAAGUAUUCCAAAAUUAACAUCUUCGAGGAUUAAUCAAAAUUUUGCGAUAACCAUUUUUUUAUAUAGGCCAUCCGAUUUCCAUACUUUGAAGCUUUAAUUCUGCCCUUCUCAAAAGGUCAUUCCGGCCAUAUGGGGUGAAAAGAGUUUUACAAUUCAAUUCAUGGACACAAAAAAAGCAUCUGAACAACCACCGACAUUACGAUUUGAUGUUCCUUUCGAUAUUAGUGGAAAUUGUCAAGACUAUUCAUUAAUUGAUUUAAUAACCAACAAAUAUGCAAAUGACAAAGAUACUUUAGAAUUAAUCCUUGGCACAUACGUUCGAGCAAAUGGAAACAAAAAUGUUAAAGAAUUUCUGGCUGGAAGAAGUGAUGAUGAUGAUAUAGGCGAUUCUCGAAAUACAACAAAAGAAGUUGUUUCAUCAAUAAUUAAUCAUCGUGAUUAUCAAGAUUGGGGUGAAGGGUACGAAGAUGAUGAUUCAUUUAUUGACAAUUCAGACGCAGCCGACGAUGCUUUGCCACCAAAUAUAACAACAAAACAAAAUGGGUUUUUUGUUAGUCAAGGUCCGAUCGAGGCAGUGUAUUUAGAAACCAGUAGUAGUGAAGAUGAAGGUGAUGCUGAGCGGGUGAUUGUAAAUAAUGACGAAAAACGAUCUGAAAAGAGUCAAGAUGUACAACAGAAAGUGAAAAAAAUCAAAACGAACGGUGAUGAAAGUGCGUCAAUAUUAACAGUAUUGCCAAAAAAUCGUAAACGACAAAUAUCGGACGAUUCGUCUGAUUCAUCAAAUAUCGAUACAAUCCCUACUCCUAAUAACACCAGUGACAAACUGGAUGUAACAGCUCAAAAAAAAAUGAAGACUGUUGAUGUCAAUAGUUCAAUGAAACCAAAUGAUCAUUCAUUACCCGAUGCUAUAUCAACUGAAUUACGAAACGAUAUUGAACAGUUAAUUAAAUUGGUAAAUGAGAAGUCAAAAGGUGAUCAAAAAAACAAAAUUCAUUUAUUGGAGUAUGAAGCACCCAUAUGUCAAAUACUUUUAAAUGUUGUUGAACAGUUAAAAAGACAUUUAAAAGAUGAUCGUUUAGCAGUAUUUGAUUAUGCAGCAACACAUAUGGAUAUAUCAAAAUAUUUAUUAGUGAUUCGUAUGCGUUCAUUACAAUAUGAUCUAGCCAAUCCGUCUCUAUUAACGUUAUCAAUAAAAGAUAGCAUGAAAAAACUUAGAGAAGGUGCUGUUAGGAUGAGAACUCUUCUGUCGCCACCAAAUCCCCAACCAAUAAUGAAACAAAGCGAUGUAUCAUCAAAACCAAUAGCUGCAAAUGGGAAUUCAUCGAAUAAUGAGGCAAAUCUGAUAAAAACAAAUCAAACGGCACCUGAAUCAAAACAGUCACCAUUAUUAAUUCAAAAUAAAACAACAACGAAUAGUAACGUAUCACGUCCGGCAAAUGCAGGAUUGCUUUCAGUUGCAGAUGAUCAGUCGAAGAGCUCAAUGUCGAUAUCAAAAUCAAAAGCAAUUCAAAAACCAUCUACGCCACCUUCAUCCUCACUAUCAACUACAACACCAACAACAGCCAUGAAAAAGACUAGUAAUAAUACGAAUGCGGUAAAAACUGUUGCCGAUAAAUAUCCGAUAGAUUCACAAUCAUCUGCUGAUAGCAUGUUGUUCAUGGGUAGGCAAUCGCUUCAAAUGGCUACAAGAAUUUCUGCUGUAGAAAUGAAACAGUCAGACAAACAACGUCAGACAGAACAAAUGUUGCCAUCCCGACCUUUGAGUUCAAAAGAUAAUUCUGCAUUGAUUCGAACACAAGUUUCACCUGUUAAUAAUCCAGUAGUAUUGCCUAUGUCUGCCCCUUCUUCACAACCACAACAUAGACACUCGUCAUCAUCGCACUCGAAUAGCUCACGUAAUUCAGUUAAAUCUUCUCCUGUUAUUCAAUCACCAAUGUCAAAAGCAUCCAUUAUAGAUCUGACAGAAGAUCAACCAAAACUGAGACAACAAAUGGCACAAAUGGCUUCAACCAACGCAUCACCUCAUGCAUCACCACUUCCAGCCCAUUUACAUAUUUCAUCACCACCUAAAUCACCCAUUUUAAAUCAAUCUCAAAUGAAAAAACCAACAGAUCAAAAUACAAAAGUAUCAAAUAAGAAAUUGCCUGAUUUAUCAUUGUCUGAUCGUCAAUCAACCUCUCCAUUUUCAAUCCCUAAUCUUCAUUCUUCCAAACCAAUUCUUCGACAUAUUCUCGAAACGAAACCACCAGCGAACGCUACGGCCACACCACCUAAAAAGACAUCAUCGCCCUUAGACAUUGAUGUUAUGUUAUCGCCGAUAAACAAUAAAGGAAGAGAAACAAUGAGGGUACAACAAACACAAUUAACUAACACUCAUAAUGAUCGACAUGUUGACAAUCGACAUGUUGACACAUCUAUUGGUGUUAGUAAUGGACGAAUUCUAAAUGAACAGGGAAUAAAACAACAUUCGUCAAGCAGACAUCAUCAUAGCCAUUCACAACAACAACAACAACAACAACAACAGCAGCAGCAACAACAACAACAACAACAACAACAACAUCGUUCAUUAGUCAAUACAACUGUGCCUGCUGCAACUCGAAUAAGUUCAUCUCAAUCCCAACAAUCGAUGAAUAGUCGUCAUGGAUAUUCAGGAAUGGUACUACCACUACCACAGCAACAGCACAAUCCCUAUUUUGGUGAAGAUCAGUCUGCUUCAAACCAUGGAUCAUCUCGGGGUCACAUUGAUCCACAUAGUAUUGAUAUUAAUCGAUUACUUCUUGCUUGUGCUUCACAUACAUUUUCAACCAGCGGUCAAUUACUUCCUCCACCUCUACCACCACCAACGAAGUCGCCCCGUGACAUAAUUAAUCGAGAUAGUUCAUCAUUUGGUUAUUAG